This is a messenger RNA of Pocillopora verrucosa, 3102 nucleotides long. RefSeq names its product synphilin-1. The record is from RefSeq and is a predicted model, not a curated record. NCBI's taxonomy places the organism in Eukaryota, Metazoa, Cnidaria, Anthozoa, Scleractinia, Pocilloporidae. Gene Ontology annotation, molecular function: ubiquitin protein ligase binding.
GAAUCUUUUCACGCCGUCGGCCAUUUUAGUACACUUUUCGUCGUGUUUUGACUAGGUGGAAGCUCUUCAUAUCGCCAUUUAUGUACUUAAAGGUUGAAAUUUCUCAAACAUGUGAAGUUCCCAAGAUGAUCAAGUCACUGAAAACUUUAAAAACAUUUUAGUUGCCAAGCUGGUUUAUCUAAGGAGCUGGUCUGGCAUGAAUGAACCAGCGAAUGCUUACUCUGACUGAUGUUCAAAUUAAACAAAGUGAAAAAAGCCAUUAGCCUGAAAAAUCACAGCGAUGGACCAGACUUGCACACAACUGAAGCAACAAUUCACAGACCUGGAAAACAAAGAGAUCUGAUCCUUACAAAUAUCCUAGAGGAGGGAAGUUCUGUUGAUGAACCACGAAGCUUUGAAAAAGACGAACAGUAUUUAGAUGAAUGUCUAAAAGUACUUAAUGGCAGUCCUGAAGAAUUGCAGGUGGAGGAAUGUGAUUUGGAGGAAUAUGAUUUUGAUGACUACAAUUCAGUUGCCAGCACAGCAUCACUACUUAACAUUCACGCUGAAUUAGCUCGAGAGGAAAACAAUGCCACCACAAGGAAUCAUAACCAGCCAUCCCAUGCUUUUUCAGCCAAUCAGAGUUCAGCAUCCAAGGCACUUCAACCUGGGGGCACAGCAACUAAAGAUACUGCUGUCAAUGGCACUGAUGUAGUUAACAGUAGUUCCCCUUCUCAGCUGAGAGAACAGUUACUUAGAUCUGCUAGAAUUUCUAAAGUGCAAGCAUCUAUUUCAAAGGUGAAUAAUUGGGGUAAAUAUGGUGUGUUCAACACAGAUGAAUGGAAAGAACAUCUCCUUGAAGCCGCACAAGCUGGGGAUUUGAGAGGCAUGCAAGAGGCUUAUAGCAAGCUUGGAGGAACUAGUGAAAUAGUAAUCAGAGUUACAGAUUCAUGUGCAAACACAGCUGUACACAAAGCAGCACAGGCUGGUAAUAUUGCUUGCCUUCAGUGGCUUGUAGGAGAGCUUCCAAAUGACUGUGUGAGGAAUAUUACAAACCAAGAUUACCACACACCUCUGGCUAUAGCAUUGAAGCAUGGAAGUGUUCAAUGUGCACAGUGGUUGCUGGAAAACACUUCCUCUGCUGAUGAAAUGUCUAGUAAUCCUGGCAGAUUAGCACUGAUCCAACUGACAAUUCAAAGUGGACAGGAUGAGUGUCUGAAGUACCUGUUGUCUUACAUAAGUGGCAAAUAUUUAGAGCUUGAUGUGGCUGAUUCAUCCGGUGUCACACUUGCCCACGUCGCUGCUAGGGAGGGUCACAUGACUUGUCUUCAGACCCUUGUGGAUCACAAUAUUGAUGUCACCACUGCCGAUAAAGAUGGGCGCUCUCCUGCUGAUUACGCUUACGCAGCCGGUCAGACCGGUUGUGCCCGUUACUUGGUAAUGGAAGAAUCGUGUUGGUUACUUUCCCAAAGGGUGGCGAAGUUACACAAAGAACUCAAAGAUUGCAAAGAGGAGAACAAAGACCUCAAAAAGAGGCUGGAAGUUCUUGAAAGUCGUGCAAGAUCUGGUAUGCCUGACAGACCAGAGGCUGUAGGAGGAGAUCAGAGCGAUACAAGUAGCACUGGAGCUACGAAACCAAUGGACGAUGAGAUGGCUGCUAAAUCACAAGAUAGCCCACACAGUGAGAGAAGUCGGACUAAUGGUACACCAGAUGGAGAAAGUCCUAAGGGAUUUGGGCAUGACAGAACUGCAUAUCGCUAUCACGUCAACGGAUCAGAUCAAAGCCCUGAACAAUGGCAUCAGCAGCAAAAGCGUAAUACUGAUGGUGCGACAGUCAUGAACAAAGAGGCUAAAGUGAAGAGCGCUCGUCAGUUUGAAGAGUUAAAAAAUCUUAGAAAAACGAGUGCAAGGGGAAGCAUAGACUCCAGAGGUUCGGGUGUCUCUUCACCAACGUCUAGGUCCGAGACAGUGACAGAUACCUCGGCCAUGCAGUAUGUAAUGGCGAAACAAAUUGCGGCUAACACUCGCAGACUUGUUGUGUCGAAACAUGCUCAAAAGGUGGAGGAAUCAUCGCUGAUCGUGACCAAAUUGACACCUGACAGAGUUGGUGGCUUGUCUUUGGAGCAGCCGAGCAUAAAAGGUUCUAGUCUACAAGUCCUACCAACCGACAAUUAUUAUUCCCCGUCGUCAUCUCGAUCCCAUUCUCCUGCUCGGACAGACUCGACAUCUGGAAGCCGACCAAACUCUGGCACAUAUACUGCGAAAGAAAAGAGUGACGUACAAAUAAGAGCUGUUCAAGACGGGAAAAAAUCUACAAGUGAAACAGUUAGAGUGGGCACACCUUCAAGGUUACGAUCAAUCCCAAAUAGACGUAAAUCUCCUUCGUUUAGUUCUGAGAGCACAGUUACAAGCUCGGACAGUGAUGCUGAACGUAAUGGAGAGCGUAACAACGGACUACGGUCUCGAAGGGGGUACCCCCUGUCGAGUCGAUCGAAAGAGCACAGCAAGAAUUUAACGAAUUCAAGGCAAAUUUUGCAUAGACAAUCCUCCGAGGUUGGGAGCGCAGAGACGAAAACUGUUUCGUGGAAUGAAUCACCGAAUGAGUUCAGUGUAUCUAAUAUGAAGACAGACAUGUCUAAUGAGAAAUCCCGCGAACCGCCUAAACCGCCGGCGCGGACAGGCAGGAUUCCUUUGCUUGGUACUGGUACGAGUGGGUAUGGUCGAGUGAGUCGAAGUCCUUUGUCUAGGAACGGAGUCAUGAAAAGUGUGGAGCAUGUUUCUAUUCCGUCUGUAGUUAUUCAACAACCUGUCCAAUCUGUCCCGGAAAACCUUGGAAAUGAAACGUUACCCUAUUCGUUUGAUGGAUAUCAACAGGACGACAGACCAUGGUACGAAACAGACGACUUUGAAUGAAGCAUCGCCGACAGAGACGCCCGGUAACUUGCAGAAUGAGUUAAUCUUAUUUAAGUAACUCUCCUUUCCUGUUAAAAAAAACACUAAGCAAUAAGAUUUGUAUCUGUAAAAGAAGGAUAAGUGGAACCUUCUUGUAAUUUCGAGACAAUAAUUUUAUGGCUUGUAAAUAUUACAAUCAUAUUAACUUAUUUCAAGAGUUCUAAAUUUUUU